CGUGCAACAUUGAAAGUUAUAUCAUUCGGAUUCUUCAAAGAGAUCGUUUAUGUAAAAAAACUAAUGCAGUGCACGGUUAUAUGAGUAUUAUUGAAAACAUACAAAUCCAGGCAACUAGAAUUCCAAUGCGAGUGACUCUAAACGAACCAGAUCGAAGUAACUUGUACUAGCGCACCUUGACUGCAUCGGAAUACAGUUGUAAAAAUGGUCGAAGACAACACACAAUAUAGGAAGACUGGUAAACUGGAAGGACGUUACCAAAGAGACUUGUUCCAGGUCCACUUGCUCAUGUUGAUUUAUGAAGGAGCUGCCCAUGAUAACAGUUUCACAAAUUUCCGCUUAGCAACCGAAUGGGAAGAUGCCGGAAAAAUCGGCGAUGCAGUACUGGCAUGGGAAACAGAUGAAAGUAAAACUCAACAUUAUUGGUUCGUCGGAGCCAAGUACAAGCAGUCUUCUGAAAUCAACGAAACAAAAUUUUUUCCGGUGAAGUAUGGGGAGAAGGUAAAGGGAGAGUUUUCGAUGUACAAAUAUUUGCAAUCGUUUUAUGACAUUAUGAACAACAGUAAGUUCAAUGGUGGGAACCUUGAUUUUGUGAUAUAUACGAAUGCAAAAUUAAAUAAUAGUUCAGGGUGGUUCAUCGAAGCUGGUAUCCAACCUACAAGUGCUCUGAAUUUGCUAGGAGGCAGCGGAGAGUAUUUUAAGGUACAAUAUACCGAUGAACGCAUAAAGACUUUAUUAGAUUUUAGCAACAAAGAUUUCAACGAUUUAGUAGAAGAGCUAGAAAAUGCCUUCAAAUAUAGCAAUGAAAAGAUUAAAACCGAUUUAAUUAAAAAGUACAGCGCUGAAUUAGACAAUCAAGUGCUUUUUGUUAGAAAAGGUGUGGUUCGGUUGACUUCACGAUUCAAGAAAAAUGAAAAUUUGAGCCCUGCCGAAAUGAAGCUAUAUGAAGUUUUUUCGAAGGGAGACAAAAUGAAAACUAUGAUAAGUGAAAAUAAGCAACUGAUUGAAGCGCUAACUUCUAAAAAACAAUCAAAGAGUAGACUUCAAUAUUUUGAGAAAGCAUAUGUCGAGAUGUUUCUUGAUAAAUUCAGCAUAGCCACUAAUCAACCAAACAACGAAGAACUUGAAAAACUCAUAAUAGAAAAAUUCAAGAGGACACAGAAUGAAUUGUAUGCCGAACUGAUGUACGCUCGUCUACAAAAAAUAAUCAAUAAUUGGUUGUACUGCAAGGAAAUUAAAUUUUGUCAUUUUCUAACGGUUACCGAAUUGACAGAACUCGCAGCGAAAGUCCAUUGUACUAUAGCAGAUUUGAAGUUGGAGAGCCUUUAGAAAAUUUGUUUUUUUCUAAUUUUCUAAUGGUUAAAAUACAAAAGUACCAAAGAAGGGUUUCUAACCUGUCUCAGGGUGUAUCAGUUUUUUAAUAACCAUAAACAAAACUAUUAACAGUUCGGCUGAAAAGUUCGUAUCGAUUAAUAGAAACACACAUUUUUUUGCCAAAAUUCGUUUUUAUUAUUCAACUUAAUUGCCACCAGAGGCGAUACAGCUAUAAUAGCGAUCUUCCAACUUUUCGAUACCAUUUUUGUAGUACGCUUUGUCCUUUGCCUCAAAAUAGGCCUCAGUUUCAGCGAUUACCUCUUCAUUGCUUCUAAUUUUUUUUUACCUGCGAGCAUUCUCUUGAGGUCUGAGAACAGGAAAAAGUCACUGGGGGGCAAAUCUGGAGAAUACGGUGGAUGAGGGAGCAAUUCGAAGCCCAAUUCGUUCAAUUUCAGCAUGGUUUUCAUCGACUUGUGACACGGUGCAUUGUUUUGUGAAAACAAAACUUUUUUCUUCUUCAAAUGAGGCCGUUUUGUUUUAAAUUUCGUCCUUCAAACGCUCUAAUAGCGCUAUAUAAUAGUCACUGUUGAUGGUUUUUCCCUUUUCAAGGUAGUCGAUGAAAAUUAUACCAUGUGAAUCCCAAAAUACAGACGCCAUAACCUUACCGGCCGAUUGUUGAGUCUUUCAGCUGACUGCGAUUGGACUCCGGAGUGAAGUGAUGGAGCCAUGUUUCGUCCAUUGUUAUAUAUCGACGAAAAGAAUCGGUUUUAUUUCGAUAUAACAGCUCCAAACACUGCUCAGAAUCAUCAAUUCGUUGUUGUUUUUGAUCGAUUGUGAGCUCACGCGGCACCCAUUUUGCACAAAGCUUUCUCAUAUCCAAAUAUUCGUGAAUAAUAUGUCCAACACGUUCCUUUGAUAUCUUUAGGGUGUCAGCUAUCUCGAUCAACUUCACUUUACGGUCAUUGAAAAUCAUUUUGUGGAUUUUUUUUCACGGUAACAGUCUCUUUUGGACGUCCACUGCGUUCAUCGUCUUCGGUGCUCAUAUGACCAGUACGAAAUUUUGCAAACCACUUACGAAUUGUUGCUUCGCCCGGUGCAGAGUCUGGAUAACACUCAUCAAGCCAUUUUUUGGUAUCGGCGGCACUUUUUUCAUCAAAAAGUAGUGUUUCAUCAACACACGAAAUUCCUUUUUUCCAUUUUUUUCACAAUAACAAAAGUUGCUUCACUCAAAAUGCAAUAUCUCACAAACUAAUAGUCAGACAGCUGUCAAAUUUAUACAUGUAUCUUUUGAAGGUUGAUACUAACUGAAAAUGGUAUGGAUUUAAUUCUAGUGGCGCCCUCUCAUAGAAACGAUACGAACUUUUCAGCCGAUCUGUUACUAUUUGAAACUAACAGACCCACCUCAAUUAAAUAGUUUCAAGCAUGUGAAUGUUCUACUGGACGAUAAUUGUCCAGAGCCUCAGGUCUUCUAUGACUUUCCCAAACCAGAUUCGGAAAGCAAUAAAAUCAAUCUUAUUUUCCUAAUUCCCACUGAAGAUUGCGUCAAAGAAUUCUUCAAAAAUCAACCUUCCCAUUUAAUUGAAUCAAUUCAAAGAACAACAUGAAUCUGUUGAGCGAAAGCUGAUAAAAACAAUCAUCCAUUAUCAGCUAUGGGGAAGACUACCCUUUGGAUGAACUUAGCUCACGUUGCAAAGAAGUUGCACCCUGCUAAGUGUAUUCGGACGACUUAACGAUCGAGAAGUAACCUUGAGUGUUAUAAUGCAUUUCUUUCAAUGGGUUCAAAAGCUGAAAGAAACAAAAUAAUCAAUGUGCCUUUGCUUUAUUAGUGCCAGUGAUCAGAUGAUCCUAUAUCACUUUCUGCAUUUCCGUAUAUCAGCGUUUCUGUAUUGCUGUGUAAACCGAAAUACACUAAUUCGUGAUCAAGCUCGAUGUCGUCAAUAUUCUACGAUACUUACUUUAUUUCAAAGGUACAAAUCCCGACUCCAGAACAUAAUACUGGUUUUGCGCCUGACUAUGGGGAUUCAGCUGAUGACGGAUUCCGUAAAAAUCUCUAUUAGAACUGCCGCAACACACCUUUUUACCUCAAGGCCAACAACCAACUAUAUCAAUACCGUUCGCAAAACCAAAAAGCAUGGGAGUACCUUCGAGCGCUGUAUUAAACAGCAAAUUAGAGAGCGCAUCCACCUAACAUCAUAAAUGCAUAUUUUUCAGUCUUAUCUCCAAAUAGUCCAGCUUGUUUCUCUUCCGUGAGAAACCCGGCUACAAAAUAAUCUGGUUCUUACAAAUCAAGGUCACAAUAAUAGUAAACUAAUUACCCAUGUGGACUUUGACUCAGACCAUU
Molecule: messenger RNA, 3655 nt
Organism: Malaya genurostris
Lineage: Eukaryota; Metazoa; Arthropoda; Insecta; Diptera; Culicidae
Exons: 2
Coding region: 205-1329 (374 amino acids)
Source: RefSeq, a predicted model, not a curated record